GGAAGCUGUGGCCCGAGCCGCGCAGGAAGCCGGGACCGGAACCUCGGCCGCCCGGGCCCCUCCCCGCUCACCUGCGCAGGUAAACCGGGGCCGCGGACAGCGAGGCCGAGACGGAGGCGGAGCGGGCUGGUAGCAUGUUUGGCCCUUUGUUCUGCGCUCGUGCCGGUGUCCGGGUCUCUAGCACCCUCAGAACCCAGAGGCCGGCACUGUGAAGGUGACCCUCGUGGGGAGGAGAGCCACGGCCCCUGGGAGGACGAUGGCUGGCGCCUGCCUCACCCUGGCCCGCCUCCCUGCCGUCACCUUGUGGCUCCUUUGUGCGUUCGGCCUCCAGGGCAUUGAGGCCGGGCAGCCCCUCGAGCCUCCGGGGCUGCCCGCGGCAGCCGUCUGCCUGGAACGCUUUACGGCUGGGGUGCCUGCCUUCGUUCUGGACACCACGGCCUCAGUCAGCAACGGGGCUACCUUCCUGGGCUCCCCUGCGGUGCGCCGUGGCUGGGACUGCGUGCGAGCCUGCUGCGCCACCCAUAACUGCAACCUGGCGCUGGUAGAGCUGCAACCCGACAGUGGGGAGGACGCUAUCGCCGGUUGCUUCCUCAUCAACUGCCUCUACGAGCAGAACUUCGUGUGCAAGUUCGCGCCCAGGAAGGGCUUCAUCAACUACCUCACGCUGGAGGUUUAUCGCUCCUAUCGCGAUCUGCGGACCCAAGGAUUUGGAGGGUCCCAGAUCCCCAAAACCUGGGUGGGAAUAGACUUGAAAGUACAGCCCCAGGAACCCCUGGUGCUAAAGGAUGUAAACAACACCAACUGGCGCCUGCUGCAGGGUGAGACAGACGUCAAGAUAGAGAGGAAAGAUCCGGACCAGGUAGAGCUAUGGGGACUCAAGGAAGGCACCAUCUACCUGUUCCAGCUAACAGUGACUGGCUCAGACGAACCUGAGAACACGGCCAACGUCACAGUCACUGUGCUAUCUGCCAAGCAGACAGAAGACUAUUGCCUUGCAUCCAACAAGGUGGGCCGCUGCCGGGGUUCCUUUCCCCGCUGGUACUACGACCCCACAGAACAGAUCUGCAAGAGGUUCGUCUAUGGAGGUUGCUUAGGCAACAAGAACAACUACCUUCGGGAAGAGGAGUGUAUGCUAGCCUGCCGGGGUGUGCAAGGCCCCUCCAUGGAAAGGCACCAUCCAGUGUGCUCUGGCACCUGUCACUCCACCCAGUUCCGCUGUGAUGAUGGCUGCUGCAUCGACAGUUUCCUGGAGUGUGACAACACCCCUGACUGCCUUGAUGCCUCUGAUGAGGCCACCUGUGAAAAAUAUACCAGUGGCUUUGACGAACUCCAGAGCAUCCAUUUCCCCAGUGAAAAAGGGCACUGCGUAGACCUGCCAGACACAGGACUCUGCCAGGAGAACAUCCCACGCUGGUACUACAACCCCUUCAGCGAACGCUGUGCCCGCUUUACCUACGGUGGUUGCGAUGGCAACAAGAACAACUUUGAGGAAGAGUGGCAGUGUCUUGACUCCUGUCGAGGCAUCUCCAAGAAGGAUGUAUUUGGUCUGCGGCGGGAAAACCCCAUUCCCGGUGUAGGCUUUGUGGAGGUAGCUGUGGCAGUACUCCUGGCCACCUGCAUCGUGGUGGUGGUAGCCAUCCUGGGUUACUACUUCUUCAAGAACCAGAGAAAGGGCUUCCGCAGCCAUGACCACCAGCCACUGCCAACCCCCGCCAGCUCCACUGUCUCCACUACUGAGGACACAGAGCACCUGGUCUAUUAUCACACCACCCGACCCCUCUGAGCCUGGGGCUCUUGCCAGCUCUCAUGUGGUCCUGCUUUCUACUUGCCAAGAUAGACUGGGCUGGGAAAACUUUAGGACCAGACGCCCUCUGCCUGUUUCUCGGGCCCACUCUGCCUCAAAGGCCCGGACUCCAGCCCCUAUUGGAGGAGUCUCAGCUAAGCUCAGGUUCUGAGGAAACUCAAGGGUCUGGGGGUAUCAGAAAACCCUUAGGCCAGAAGUACAAUAAGUAAAUGGACCUGUCUGCCCAGGAGUUCUGAGGAAGUUGGAGUUUUGUUUCUUGUUCAGAGCUGCCUGCCCCUGCCCCACGGGUUGGUGACAAGCUGGAGGCCCCAACCUUGUCCUCCAGAGGUUCCCUUCCAUGCUGUAUAAUCCAGGGCUGGGAGGAAGGACUUCCCUGUGUAGUUUGUGCUGUAAAGAGUUGCUCUGUGUUUAUUUAAUGCCAUGGGGUGGGUGCAGAGGAAUGACGGGUGCUCUGCCUGUUCCCUCAUCUUCCCCCGGGAUGGAGCUUUCCACCCUUGACCAGCCCCACCCUGGCCUGGACAGGCAGAGCCAGAAGAGGCUCACCUGCA
Otolemur garnettii (small-eared galago) is the source of this 2352-nucleotide messenger RNA. RefSeq names its product serine peptidase inhibitor, Kunitz type 1 (gene SPINT1). Gene Ontology annotation, molecular function: protein binding; serine-type endopeptidase inhibitor activity. The record is from RefSeq and is a predicted model, not a curated record. The coding region runs from base 257 to 1783 and encodes 508 amino acids. Lineage: Eukaryota; Metazoa; Chordata; Mammalia; Primates; Galagidae. The transcript is spliced from 11 exons.